Molecule: messenger RNA, 4287 nt
Organism: Sphaeramia orbicularis (orbiculate cardinalfish)
Lineage: Eukaryota; Metazoa; Chordata; Actinopteri; Kurtiformes; Apogonidae
Product: CREB-regulated transcription coactivator 2
Exons: 16
Coding region: 39-2522 (827 amino acids)
Biological process (GO): protein homotetramerization; positive regulation of transcription by RNA polymerase II
Cellular component (GO): cytoplasm; nucleus
Molecular function (GO): cAMP response element binding protein binding
Source: RefSeq, a predicted model, not a curated record
AUUCCACUACGUCAAGUCGUCCCGUCCGCUCGGUGAAGAUGUCUGCGACGGGUACAGGCGGCUGUGGACCCGGACCCGGACCAGGACCCGGACCCUCCCCGGGCGCCGGGUCUGGGGCCUCUAACCCCCGAAAGUUCAGCGAGAAGAUAGCGCUGCACACACAGCGGCAGGCCGAGGAGACAGCCGCCUUCCAGGAGGUUAUGAUGGACAUCACCUCAACCAGGCUUCAGGCCCAGAAGCUCCGACUGGCCCGGAGUCAGGGUCCAUACUACAGUGGAUCACUGCCCAAUGUCAACCAGAUCGGCAGGAACCCUCAGGAAUUCCAGGGCACUUUCCCCUCCACUCUGGAGUCAAAUCGGUCGACUCGGCAUCAUGGUCUGGUGGAGCGAGUUCAGAGGGACCGGCGAUUCAUGUCACCAGUCCGACCGUACCGCAAUCGACAAGUGGACAACUCCCCGUAUAACCCCGCCUACCUGUCCCCGCCCCCAGACCCCAGCUGGAGAAGGAACUGGUCCGGAAACUUCCCCGGGGAUAAAAGCCAGUUGUUUCGUCUCCCCACUACAGCACUUAACAGGACCAACUCCGACUCAGCCCUCCACACCAGUGUGAUGAACCCACCCACAGGAGACCCCUUCACCACAGGAGGACCCACACUCAUCCCCCAGAGCACCAGACGUACCGGUCAGAGUGAUGGAGAAAGCAGAAGAAUGUUUCCGUACCCAGUACCCCCGAUCGAAGAAAACGUGUUAAGUGAGGGGAAACUGCUCAAACCCUGGGACACCAAGAAGUUGCCUCUGCUGUCGUCCCGACCGAAAUCCUGCGAAGUCCCCGACAUAAAUAUCUUCACGUCUCCGGAGCAGCCGUCCACCCCGGCCCACAGCGUCCCUUCAGCUCUUAACACCGGCGGCUCUCUGCCCGACCUCUCAAGCCUCCACUUCCCCUCGCCACUGCCCACACCACUGGAUCAGGAUGAACCCGGCUACCCAGGAUCCUCCUCUCUGAGUGGGGGCAACAGCACAGGGAACCUAGCCUCCACGCUUACCCAGCUGGGUAUCAAUGCCGCCAACGCACCAGGAGGAAACGGCAACUUCCACCACCACUCACCUGGUCUCCUUGCAUCUCUACAGAACGCGCUCAGUAACCCCUCCCUGCAGUCAUCACUAAGUAACCCCAACAUCCAGUCGUCUCUCAGCAGCCACUCCUUCUCCAACUCACUGAGCUCCGCCUCCCUGCACUCGUCGCUCAGCAACCCGUCUCUGCAGUCAUCGCUCAGCUCCUCCCCUUCCCUGCCAUCCUCCCUCAGCAGCCAAUCGCUGCACUCGUCCCUCAGUAACUCCUCCCUCCAGUCGGCCUCCAGCAGUAACCCUGGCUACAGCAGUGGAGUGGGCGGGUCUAGCUCCUGCUCUUCAUCCUAUUCGCCGCUGCUCAGUGGGCAGGGUCAGCCUGCACUCAGCACGUCACCGCGGAGACGGGCUCAACUCUCACCGCUCAUCCUCCCCAUGGGAGGGGAGACAAGGAGGCAUCACUCCAAACAGUUCUCCCCCACCAUCUCCCCCACACUGUCCUCCAUCACACAGGGCGUCCCUCUGGACACCAGUAAACUCCCCCUGGACCAGAGGCUGCCCCCAUAUCCCCUAAGCCAGUCCCACCAGCACCAGCCUGGCUCCCAUCAGCCCCUCUCCGGUCUGUCCAGCUCCCAGCAGAGCCAGCACCACCACCAACAGCUGCACCGUCUCCAGCAGCCGCAGCAACAACAACAGAUGCAGUCACUGCAGCAGCUGCACCUGCAGAACCUACGGAACUCACACAACCAGCACAUGCAGCAGCACUUUGGAACGAGGCCAAUGGGGCCGCAGGUGAACACAGCAAACUCACCACUGAUUAAAAGUGAGGGUUCAUUGGAUCAGUGUGGUCAGAGUCCCUCGUCAUCCUCCUCGUCUUCGUCACAGUGCCAGGUCAAACAGGAGGUGGAGCAGCAGGCGGAGCAGCAGAGGGUCAGAACCUUACCACAGCUCCAACAGAUCAGCCACAACCUGGCCACCGACCUGGGCCUCUACAACGAUGCCUUGUUCAAUUCUCUUCUGGAUGACCCCUACCUGAAUGUCCAGCUCAAAUCCAACCAGCAGUUCACCACAGACCCCCAGAGCGACGGCCUCUCUCUGAACCACAGUGGUCUGACCUGUGGCAGCUCUGAUAAGAACCAGUUCCCGUCCAACACACAGGGUCCCCUGGAGCUGCAGGACUGUGGAGACCAGCAGCUCCUUAACAAUCAGAACCAGAACUACAGCGGAGGGGAAGGACGCCAUAACGUCCCCAACAUCAUCCUCACAGGGGACUCUCCUCCCGGUCUGUCUAAAGAGAUCGCCAGCGCUCUGUCCCACGUCCCCGGCUUUGAGAUGGACCCGUUCUCCCUAGAUGACCCGCUCCGUAUGGACCCUCUGGCGUUGGACAUGUUGGACGGAGACCUGAUGUUGGCCGACCCGGCGGUGGAGGAGACGUUCAGAUCGGACCGUCUCAAGUGACCCCCAUCUCCCCCUUUGCUCCAAGAGCUCAGCGGGACUGGCGAGGAGACGACCUCUGUGACGGAUGCGAAGAAGAACCUGCCCACUCACCGCUUCCCCCAAUCAGACGGUCUGCAAAGAGAGAGGAAGCUCCGCCCACCAACAGGAGGCAGCAACGUCUGGCGGACAGGGAGCUUUUCUUUCGAAGGCACUUAACUCAAAAUUUUAAAAAAAAGAAAAAAAAUGCUCUUGCAAAGCUUGAAGUCAAGAAAAACCCAAGAUGCUUUUCCUUUUAGGCAUUAGCUUGUACGAGUCUUAUCUGCAUGUGAAUGAAAAAUGCAAACACACAGCGCAGGAAAACUUCGCUGAUGUGAUGUCAGCUACGUUUAACAAACCAGCAAACAGAGCUUUAUGCACCCGGGCCUUUCCGACUGUUUCCUGUCUGCUGAUUAGCUCCGCAGGGAUGAUCUGACCCCUUUUAUCUGCCAUCAGGUUAGAAAUAACCACCAGUGUGAGGCCAACUCUGCUUCAUCAGCCACUUUGAAAAGGAACAGAGCCAUGACAGAAACGACAAGAUGAUUUAAUGAGACUUUCUCUGACUUUCACAACCCUCCAUGUGCUGCUUCUGUGCAGGUCACUUAUCAAAGGUGUUGAUAAUAUCCUCAAAAUCAGGUGAAACACACUGAGCUGUGUUUGGGAGCCACUAAGUCAACUAAACCUGCCACUUGGCUUCAAAAAACCCUAUGACAUAAAUGAAAAAUCUCACAGUUCUGAGUAAAAUACAAAUUUGACAACAGUGGUGACAUGAAAGAAAUAUUGAAAAUGUCGCUUUUUUUCUGUAUUCUCUGACCUGGCAGUUCAGAAGGGAGUCUACACCACUGAACCUAACAAUGAAAGAUAUUUAAAAAUCACAAAUGAAGAUGGGGAUCAUUUCAUCUUCCCCAUUUUUUUGAAAUCCCCAAAACCCAACCUGUUAAAAUGCACCUUUACCGACAGAAACAUCACUGCCUUGAUGACAGAGAAAGUGAUGCAUUAGAAGUUUAAGAAGUAAUCAGUCCUAAAAGAUGUUUUUUAUAAAGAAUUAUGUAUUUUGUGAAUGAAUCUGAUAUGUGAAGGUGCAGAUGCAGAUUAAAGGAUCAGUUUACUCGCAUAAAACACAUGAAACUUGCAUCAGAAACAAGUCUGACUGAGGUCAAUGUACCUCACAUUAGAGAUGGGAAUCAUUACAAAUCGUUCCUCUUUUUCUUCUUUGACAUCUUUUUCUGACAGUUUAACUUCAUUUUCAUGGUCGGCCACAAAGCUACUGGUAUCUUUUUCAGUGGCCGAUGCCUGAUAUGUAAUGAAAACUGUUGUAAUAAUUACUCAAACAUGAAGCUAAGAAUAAGAAAAACAAGAAUCUCUCCUCUAGGAGUCAUCUCAAAAAGCAGACAAUCAUAAAAAAAAAUUGGAUAAAAAGCUUUAAAAUCCCAAUUUUCAUGAUGAUUUGUAAGUUAAAAAGGUUAUAUACUUUUUUGUAUAAAUUUAGCUGUCACUUUAAAACUGUUCACUUUGUUAUACUGAAAAUAUUUGUUUCCAUGGCACAAAAGGAAAAAAAAAUAGGGACAACAGUGAGAAUUUCUCAACCUAUUAAUUUGUGUUUAUUUACACUGUUGUGUAUCGGCAUUGUCUCCAUUUUGUUCAGUAGAUCUGUUGACUGUACUGAUGUGAAAUCAAACUGUAGAGAGUAAUUGAUGUCAAUGGAACAAAUUAAUGAUCACUGGAAAAUAUUAGCUAAAAUAAUAGCUAA